Messenger RNA from Penicillium arizonense, 2313 nucleotides. RefSeq names its product homoaconitase LysF (gene lysF). The record is from RefSeq and is a predicted model, not a curated record. Lineage: Eukaryota; Fungi; Ascomycota; Eurotiomycetes; Eurotiales; Aspergillaceae. The coding region runs from base 1 to 2313 and encodes 770 amino acids. Gene Ontology annotation, molecular function: homoaconitate hydratase activity; 4 iron, 4 sulfur cluster binding. Gene Ontology annotation, biological process: L-lysine biosynthetic process. The transcript has 2 exons.
AUGUCUAGGCAACUACGUACGCUGUUGCGCAGACCGCUUUGGCCUCGGUUGAGUCAACCGGCCGGUCUCCCGAGCCUCACGAGCAGGAGAAUCCCUCAACACUUCCAAUCGGUUUCGAUUUCCCCGCCUGCUCGCUUCCUGAGCUCGACUGCCGUCGCGCGGGCCGAAGCUUUCCCCUCGCAGCUCGAAAAUGCUUCUUCAGCCCCUACCGCUGAGAUUGGGCGGUCGCAGACUUUGACCGAGAAGAUUGUACAACGCUAUGCAGUCGGUCUCCCCGAAGGAAAGCUCGUCCGAAGCGGCGACUAUAUUAGUCUUGCCCCCGGGUACUGCAUGACUCACGAUAACUCGUGGCCCGUCGCUCUCAAGUUCAUGUCUAUGGGAGCUACGCAGAUCAACAACCCGAAGCAGAUCGUCAUGACCCUUGAUCACGACGUUCAAAACACCAGCGCAUCAAACCUGCAGAAAUACCAACAGAUCGAGACUUUCGCUGGACAGCACGGUAUCGACUUCUAUCCUGCCGGACGGGGUAUUGGACACCAGGUUAUGGUGGAGGAAGGAUAUGCGUGGCCCGGUACCAUGGCGGUAGCCUCCGACAGCCACAGCAACCACUACGGCGGAGUUGGCUGUCUUGGAACCGCUGUUGUGCGGACAGACGCUGCCAGUAUCUGGGCAACCUCCCGGACAUGGUGGCAGAUUCCCCCUGUUGCGAAGGUAACGUUCACCGGGACGCUACCAAAGGGCGUGACAGGUAAGGAUGUUAUUGUCGCGCUGUGCGGUAUGUUCAACAGCGACGUUCUCAACCAUGCAAUUGAGUUCACUGGCUCUGAAGAGACCAUGGCAAGUCUACUUGUGGAUAGCCGUAUGACUAUUGCCAACAUGACAACUGAGUGGGGAGCGCUCACUGGUCUAUUCCCCAUUGACCGGACACUGGAACGCUGGCUACGAUACAAGGCCACCGAGGCAGCCAUGCUUGACGACCGGACAACCCGGGAACGUAUCACGCACGAAAGGGUCGAUGAGCUGUUCGCCAAUCCCCUCAAGGCGGAUCCUGAUGCUGUUUACGCCAAGCAGCUCUACCUCAACCUUUCUACCCUGUCCCCCUAUGUCUCAGGCCCCAACUCAGUCAAGGUUGCCACACCGCUCAACGAGCUGGUCCAACAGAACAUCAAGGUCAACCGCGCCUACAUCGUCUCUUGCACGAACUCGCGUGCUUCUGAUCUCGCGGCGGCCGCUAAGGUCUUCAAGGACGCCGCCAAGGCCAACCCCGACAACACUGCCAAGAUUGCUGACGGUGUCAAACUAUACAUCGCGGCAGCUUCUGCACCCGAACAGGAGGCCGCUGAGGCGACUGGCGACUGGCAGGCGCUGCUUGAUGCCGGCGCCCAGCCGCUGCCUGCUGGUUGUGGACCAUGCAUUGGUCUCGGCACAGGUCUCCUUGAGCCCGGCGAGGUUGGAAUCAGUGCCAGUAACCGUAAUUUCAAGGGACGCAUGGGUUCGCGUGAUGCCCUGGCCUACCUGGCCAGCCCCGAAGUGGUCGCUGCCAGUGCUCUGAGCGGCGUUAUCUCUGGCCCAGGUGCCUACGAGGUGCCACAAGGCUGGGAUGGUGUUGAGCAUGGCUUCGGCACCGGUGCGGAACCCAGCACCGUGGACGAGCUCUCCAACAUGCUUCAGCAGAUGGAGUCCUUGAUCGACCGUGUUGAGUCUGCCGAUACCUCUGCCAAGCCUGCCACUGAGAUUCUACCCGGCUUCCCCGAGAGGAUCUCCGGCGAAAUUGUCUUCUGUGACUUCGACAACCUGGACACUGACAACAUCUACCCUGGAAAAUUAACAUACCAAGACAACGUCUCGAAGGAGGACAUGGCUAACGCCUGCAUGUCCAACUACGAUCCCGAGUUCAAGGGAAUUGCCAAGCCCAACGACAUCCUCGUCUCCGGCUUCAACUUCGGCUGCGGAUCCUCAAGAGAGCAGGCUGCUACUGCCAUUCUCGCCAAGCAGAUUCCUUUGGUCGUUGCCGGCAGUUUCGGAAACAUCUUCUCCCGAAACAGUAUCAACAACGCACUUAUGGGCCUUGAGGUUCCCAAGCUUAUUGAACGCCUGCGCACUACCUUUUCGGAGCGUCAGCCCACCCGCCGGACGGGCUGGACUUUGACUUGGGAUGUGAAGCGCAGUGUUGUCGAAGUGCAAGAGGGCGAGGGCGGCGAUAAGUGGACCGAGCAGGUCGGCGAGCUACCCGCCAAUGUGCAGGAGAUUAUUGCGGCUGGCGGCCUUGAGUCGUGGGUCAAGAAUGAGGUUCAGAAGUCGCAGUCGCAGUAA